Molecule: messenger RNA, 855 nt
Organism: Lodderomyces margitis
Lineage: Eukaryota; Fungi; Ascomycota; Pichiomycetes; Serinales; Debaryomycetaceae
Product: S-formylglutathione hydrolase
Exons: 1
Coding region: 1-855 (284 amino acids)
Biological process (GO): formaldehyde catabolic process
Cellular component (GO): cytosol
Molecular function (GO): S-formylglutathione hydrolase activity
Source: RefSeq, a predicted model, not a curated record
AUGUCAUUCAAAACUAAUGCAUCAAUUACUCAAUUUGGAGGUCAAUUGUUGAAAUUGACUCAUGAAUCGAAAGUUACAAAGACACCAAUGAAUGUCAAUGUCUUCAUCCCACCCACUUCCAAACACUCCAAGACUCCGGUAUUGCUAUACCUUUCUGGAUUGACUUGCACACCAGAGAAUGCAAGUGAUAAGUCAUUUUUCCAAUACUGGGCUAGCAAAUAUGGAUUUGCAUUGGUUUUCCCUGAUACGUCACCAAGAGGAGCCAAAAUUAAAGGAGAAGAUGAUGAUUGGGAUUUUGGUACCGGAGCUGGGUUUUAUGUUAAUGCUACUCAAUCUCCUUGGUCGACCAAUUACAACAUGUACUCGUAUGUUCACGAAGAAUUGUUGGAAGAAUUGAGCAAAGAGUUUAAGCAAUUGGAUUUCGACAAUAUCUCAAUCACGGGCCAUUCAAUGGGGGGUAUGGGAGCUUUGGUUGGGUUUUUGAGAAAGCCAAGAGACUACAAAUCAGUCAGUGCAUUUGCCCCAAUUUCAAAUCCAAGUGUUGUGCCCUGGGGUGAAAAGAAUUUCGGUGCUUACUUGGGCAAUGAUCAAAACAAGUGGGCUGAAUAUGAUCCAACUGAAUUGAUCAAACAUUUCAAUGGUGAUGACUCGUCCACUAUAUUGAUUCACCAAGGAUUAAAAGAUAAUUUCUAUGAAAGAGAAUUAAAACCUGAGAAUUUCGUUAAUGCGGCCAAAAGUUACAAAGGUGAGGUUGAUUUGAAAUUAGUUGAUGGAUAUGAUCACUCGUAUUAUUUUAUUAGUUCGUUUGUCGAAGAGCAUGCUAAACAUCAUGCUAAAUACUUGGGGUUGUUAUAA